Olea europaea var. sylvestris is the source of this 1579-nucleotide messenger RNA. RefSeq names its product probable pectate lyase 18. Gene Ontology annotation, molecular function: pectate lyase activity. Bases 51 to 1271 code for a protein of 406 amino acids. The record is from RefSeq and is a predicted model, not a curated record. Lineage: Eukaryota; Viridiplantae; Streptophyta; Magnoliopsida; Lamiales; Oleaceae. The transcript is spliced from 4 exons.
UCCCUCCAUUUUUCUCAGUCCCUCACUUCACAAAUCAGACAUAACCACCAAUGGCUACAUUCCCUUCAAUCCUAUUUCUUAUUUUUAUAAUUUCUCUUCAAAUCCCAUCCCUCAUUGCCUCAUCUUCAGCAGUACAAAACCCAGAAUUCGUAGUUGAAGAAGUACACAGGAAGCUCAAUGCAUCAAGGAGGAAACUAGGAUUCCUUUCUUGUAACACGGGUAAUCCCAUUGACGACUGCUGGCGGUGCGACUCCAACUGGGAGACGAACCGCCAAAAGCUAGCGGAUUGCGCUAUAGGGUUCGGGAAAAACGCAGUUGGUGGAAGAGAUGGUAAAAUUUACGUUGUCACGGAUUCCGGUGACGAUAAUCCAGUGACGCCGAAGCCCGGGACUCUCCGGUAUGCGGUCAUCCAAGACGAACCAUUAUGGAUCAUAUUUGCUAGAGAUAUGGUGAUCCAAUUGAAGGAGGAGCUGAUUAUGAACUCAUUCAAGACCAUUGAUGGAAGGGGUGCUAGUGUACACAUUGCUGGUGGUCCAUGCAUUACUAUACAAUAUGUUACUAACAUUAUUAUUCACGGAAUUAACAUACAUGAUUGUAAGCAAGGAGGGAAUGCUAUGGUGAGGGACUCCCCAGGGCACUACGGGUGGCGGACCUUAUCGGACGGUGAUGGUGUGUCGAUCUUUGGUGGGAGCCACGUGUGGGUAGAUCAUUGCACCUUGUCUAAUUGUCGUGAUGGUUUGAUUGAUGCCAUUCACGGGUCCACUGCUAUUACCAUUUCAAACAAUUAUAUGACCCACCAUGAUAAGGUCAUGCUUUUAGGACAUAGUGAUGCCUAUGGCCAAGACAAGAACAUGCAAGUUACAAUUGCCUUUAAUCACUUUGGUGAAGGGCUUGUUCAAAGAAUGCCAAGAUGUAGACUUGGUUACUUCCACGUGGUAAACAAUGACUACACCCACUGGGAAAUGUACGCAAUUGGAGGGAGUGCUUCGCCGACCAUCAACAGCCAAGGCAAUAGAUUUCUUGCUCCAAAUGACCGGUUCAACAAAGAGGUGACAAAACACGAGGAUGCACCAGAAAGUGAAUGGAAAAAUUGGAAUUGGAGAUCGGAAGGGGACUUAAUGUUGAAUGGUGCCUUUUUUACGCUUUCGGGCGCCGGAGCUUCAUCGAGUUAUGCUAAGGCUUCAAGCUUAGGUGCAAGGCCGUCUUCACUAAUUAGUUCCAUUACCUCCAGCGCGGGCGUCCUCCCCUGCAAGAAGGGCUCUCGUUGCUAGUGAAAUUACUAUAUUGUCCUCUGCAUUAAUGUGAAAAUUUCACAUUUCUAGAAAAAAAAAAAAAAAACCCUCAGGAUUUUAUAGAAUAUAAGAAAAUUAUAUAUGGCCAAGAAUAGGUCCAAGAAGUCAAGAUACUAUUGCUAGUCUCUCUCUCUUCCCCUUCAUGUUUUUACUUUUAGAAUUGAUUGUCAAAUACAACCUCGGCAUGUUAAAUAUGAACCAAUGGAAGUUCGGUCGAGCUUGUAAUUGGUUUUAUGUGAAAGCAAGUGAAGAAGUGUUGAUUUUAGUUAUUUAACUCUUUCUCUCAA